Salvelinus namaycush (lake trout) is the source of this 1025-nucleotide messenger RNA. RefSeq names its product limbic system-associated membrane protein-like. Bases 1 to 1014 code for a protein of 337 amino acids. The transcript has 7 exons. Gene Ontology annotation, cellular component: neuron projection. The record is from RefSeq and is a predicted model, not a curated record. NCBI's taxonomy places the organism in Eukaryota, Metazoa, Chordata, Actinopteri, Salmoniformes, Salmonidae.
AUGCUGGUCGGAAGGAGACCGUGUUGGAGGCAAUUGCAGGCUUCUUUUUUCAGACUCCUGUGUCUUAUUCCUACAGGGUUCCCCGUCCGAAGUGUGGAUAUGCAGCGAGCGACCGACAACAUUACUAUUCGUCAGGGCGAUACAGCGGUUAUCAGGUGUUACGUGGAUGAUAAGGUGUCCAAAGUUGCCUGGCUCAACCGAUCCAACAUCAUCUUCGCUGGGGAGGACAAGUGGUCGCUGGACCCACGUGUGGACCUAGUGAACAAGGGCCAGCUGGAGUACAGCCUUCGCAUCCAGAAAGUGGAUGUGUACGACGAGGGCUCCUACACAUGCUCCAUCCAGACCAAACAGCAGUCCAAGACCUCUAAUGUCCAUCUCAUUGUCCAAGUUCCAGCAAACAUUUACAAAGUUUCGGAAGACAUCACCGCGAACGAAGGCAGCAACGUGACAUUGAGUUGUCUAGCCAAUGGGAGGCCAGAUCCAUCAAUCACCUGGCGACUGCUCAAUCCAUCAGCGGAUUCUCUAGAUGGGGAGGAGUACCUGGAUAUAUCAGGGAUCAUGAGGAACCAGGCGGGCCGCUACGAAUGCAAAGCCAGCAAUGACGUGGCCACACCGGACGUCAAAUACGUCAAUGUUGUCGUCAACUAUCCUCCCGCCAUCAAGAAUGCCAAGAGCUCUGAAACCCAGGUGGGCCGUAUGGGGGUUCUUCAGUGUGAUGCGGCCGCAGUGCCCAAACCAGAGUUUGAGUGGUACAGAGAUGACAAGAGGCUAUCCAACGCCCAGGGAAUCAGCAUCCAGAUCGUAGGGACCACAACUGUCUUGAUGAUCUCCAACGUUACAGAAGAGGACUAUGGAAACUACACUUGUGUUGCAACCAACAAACUCGGGAUCCAAAAUGCUAGUCUCUUCCUCUAUAGACCUGGUACGGGCCGAGACAUCAACGGCUCUGCCUGCCUAUCCCAGUCACUGUGGCUCCUCCUGGCCUCCAUCACCUGCCUUCUCUUCAAGUGUUAAUAACACCACCA